GCUCCCCGGCAGCGAGGCGGUCGAUGGGACGGAGCGCCGCGGAGCAGGAGGCGGCGCCCGUCGGGGGACUGGGGCAGCGCGAGAGCCCGCCUGGAGGUUGGGGCAUGGCGGGCCGCAGGACCUGAGUCCUACCCUGCGGGUAGCAACCUGGUGGCGGGCGAUGGGGACGGAGCGGGGCUGCCGCCGCGCUGAGCCGUGAGCGCCGCGCUUCCGCCACCGCCUCUUCGUCGCCGCCUUGGCCCCUCGCGAAGAGCCGGGCAGCUCGAGAACAUGGCCCUGGAGCAGCUCUGCUCGGUCCUCAAAGUGUUGUUAAUAACAAUACUUGUAGUGGAAGGGAUUGCUGUGGCCCAAAAGACCCAAGAUGGACAAAAUAUUGGAAUCAAGCACAUUCCUGCAACCCAGUGUGGCAUUUGGGUUCGAACCAGCAAUGGAGGUCAUUUUGCUUCACCAAAUUAUCCUGACUCAUAUCCACCAAACAAGGAAUGUAUCUACAUUUUGGAAGCUGCUCCACGUCAAAGAAUAGAGUUGACCUUUGAUGAACAUUAUUAUAUAGAACCAUCAUUUGAAUGUCGGUUUGAUAACUUGGAAGUUCGAGAUGGGCCGUUUGGUUUCUCUCCACUUGUAGAUCGUUACUGUGGUGUGAAAAGCCCUCCAUUAAUUAGAUCAACAGGGAGAUUCAUGUGGAUUAAGUUCAGUUCUGAUGAAGAACUUGAAGGACUAGGAUUUCGAGCAAAAUAUUCGUUUAUUCCAGAUCCAGACUUUACUUACCUAGGAGGUAUUUUAAAUCCCAUCCCAGAUUGCCAGUUUGAGCUGUCAGGAGCUGACGGAAUAAUACGUUCUAGUCAGGUAGAACAAGAGGAAAAAACAAAACCUGGCCAAGCAGUUGAUUGCAUCUGGACGAUUAAAGCUACUCCAAAAGCUAAGAUUUAUUUGAGGUUCCUAGAUUAUCAGAUGGAGCACUCAAAUGAAUGCAAGAGAAAUUUCGUUGCAGUCUACGAUGGGAGCAGUUCUAUUGAAAAUCUGAAGGCCAAGUUUUGCAGCACUGUGGCCAACGAUGUGAUGCUUAAAACAGGAGUUGGGGUGAUACGGAUGUGGGCUGAUGAAGGUAGUCGGCUUAGCAGGUUCAGAAUGCUCUUUACUUCCUUUGUGGAGCCUCCCUGCACAGGCAGCACUUUCUUUUGCCAUAGCAACAUGUGCAUCAAUAAUUCUUUAGUCUGUAAUGGGGUUCAAAACUGUGCAUACCCUUGGGAUGAAAAUCAUUGUAAAGAAAAGAAAAAAGCAGGACUGUUUGAACAAAUCACUAAAACUCACGGAACAAUUAUUGGCAUUACGUCAGGGAUUGUCUUGGUCCUUCUCAUUAUUUCUAUUUUAGUACAAGUGAAACAGCCUCGAAAAAAGGUCAUGGCUUGCAAAACUGCUUUUAAUAAAACUGGAUUCCAAGAAGUGUUUGAUCCUCCUCAUUAUGAACUGUUUUCACUGAGAGACAAGGAGAUGUCUGCGGACCUGGCCGACCUGUCGGAGGAACUGGACAGCUACCAGAAGGCGCGGUGCUCCUCCACGGCGUCGCGGUGCAUCCACGACCAUCACUGUGGAUCGCAGGCACCCAGCAUCAAACAAAGCAGGACCAACCUCAGUUCCAUGGAACUUCCCUUCCGAAAUGAUUUUGCACAACCGCAGCCAAUGAAAACAUUUAAUAGCACCUUCAAAAAGAGUAGCUACACUUUCAAGCAGGCACACGAGUGCCCUGAACAGGCCCUAGAAGACAGAGUAAUGGAAGAGAUUCCCUGUGAAAUUUAUGUCAGAGGGCGGGAAGAUUCUGCACAAGCAUCCAUAUCCAUCGAUUUUUAAUCUUCUACUGAAGGUGACAUUAAUUAUUAAGUAUGUACGUAUGUAGCCUACAGAGCACCCAUACUGUUUUCAGCAGCCACCCCUUUUCUCCUGUCAGAGCCAGGAAGAUCUUCAUUUCCCAUUAACCUAAUGUAAUGGUGAAGUUUUUAUUAUCUCAGGCAGUCUAUAUAUGUUAACCCAACCUGGGAACUUAUUCCAUUCAGUAAAAAACAAAAAAUAAGCCUCUAUUGCUCAGUGUCCUACAAACAAAGCACCAGUUACAUAGUAGCAUUUGGAGAGAUGAGGGGUGGUGUUGCGCCAGGCUCAGCUGCCUGCGGGUCUUAGCAGCAGGAAGACCGCUCCUGAUUGAUACAGCUCUGUCAAUGUUUUGAUCCCACAAUAAGUUUAAAAGUAAGAUUUUUCUUCACAUUCCUUUUAUUUUUUUCUUUUCUCUAAAUUUAAUUUGUUUUAUAAGCCAGUAAUUUUACCCUUUCAGUUUCUUAUAUAAGUGGUUCAUGUAUCACACGUAUUUCAAUAUAGGCAUUUGUUCUAGAAUUUGUCAAAAUAUAACUAGUUACUGUGAUAAGUGCCAAUUAAGACACAGAGUUGUGUUUUGUCCAUCUUUCUUCUUGACUAGUUUCUAUACUGCUGCCUUUUAAUUACUGGAUCCUUAGUCUUUAUUUUCUGUGAUAUGAUUUAGCACCUUUAAGUCAUAUUUUGUCUUAGUUAUACGAAAAAGUUUCAUAAUCCUGGGAUGUAUGCACCAUUGCCAGUUAUACCUAAAAACUUGACAAAGAUUAAAAUUUUUAGAAAUGCUUUGAAAUUUCCCAAGUUUUAUUACAUUCAGUGAUAGCACAUUCAUUCCUGUGAGCAAAAAGUCAUUUAAUGCAUUUGGGGGGAGGCCUAUCAUUAUAUUUAUUUCCAGUGUUUCUCAUUACUAGAUCUGUGUUUUGUAUUAUUUUUAUAAAAAGAUUAUUUCACUCCCUUUGUAUUGGUUUAUCUUGUAGGAUAUGGUAACCAAGGUUGUUUGAGAGUUAAAGGAAAAUGCCUAAGAAACUGUAUAAGCCUUUAGAUUGCUUCUUACUUGGGACAGUACGUUUUUCUAGUUCUUACCAAGAAUAACAAUUUCCACUUUUUUUUAAACUGCACUUUUGACCUUAUUUUUUUUUAAUGGUAUAUAAACAAUAAUUUAUAAACAUGAUAUAAAAACUCAUUGUGUUUUUUUAGACUUUUGAUAUUAUUUGAUACUGUACAAACUUUAUUAAAUCAAGAUUAAAGAGCUACAUGACAGAUUUCUUUCAAUGUUUGCGUUAGUGACUUUGUAUACAAAUAUGCUGUGAUGGAACUGUAC
This is a messenger RNA of Aethalodelphis obliquidens (Pacific white-sided dolphin), 3178 nucleotides long. It is a transcript of the gene NETO2, whose product is annotated as neuropilin and tolloid like 2. The record is from RefSeq and is a predicted model, not a curated record. Gene Ontology annotation, molecular function: ionotropic glutamate receptor binding. NCBI's taxonomy places the organism in Eukaryota, Metazoa, Chordata, Mammalia, Artiodactyla, Delphinidae. The transcript is spliced from 9 exons. Gene Ontology annotation, cellular component: postsynaptic density. Bases 271 to 1848 code for a protein of 525 amino acids.